ACGGUACACACGUCUCGCUAAAGUCGUGUUAAAUAAAUCGCGAAAUAUUAAAGUGAUACAAUUUUGUGAAAGUGACUAUUAAACUUGUGAUGUCAGUUACGUCGCGUUACAUUAUUAGACUUUUAUUUUUAACACUAAUAUUUUACACGCUCAAUAGUGUGCUCAAAGAAAUUAAACGAUAUUUGAUGGGAUCUCAAUAGGAUAAAUUGGAUUCAGUUGAAACUCUGCAAUUAUUGUAAAAAUGGCGGACGUGGUUAACAUCACCAAUGAAAUUAGUAAGCAGAUAGAACCUAGCGAACUUUCUAAAUUUUCACCUGGUCUUCUGACAUUCGCCGCCAUCGUUACGGGGUUUAUCAUGGUGAUAGGACUGUUCGGAAACCUCCUCACAGUGGUCGCUUUACUGAAAUGUCCUAAAGUGCGGAAUGUGGCUGCUGCAUUUAUUAUUAGCUUAUGCAUAGCGGACUUUCUCUUCUGCGCCAUGGUGCUCCCGUUCGCCAUAUCGGGUUUCUGGACUCGAACGUGGUCCCACGGGGGAGCGCUGUGCAAGCUGGUGCCGUUUCUUCGGUACGGGAAUGUGGGUGUUUCCCUCCUGAGUAUUGCCCUCAUAACCUUGAACAGAUACAUCAUGAUAGCCCAUCACAGCUGGUACGGGCGUGUAUACCACAAGUACAACAUAGCUCUCAUGAUCGUGUUCUCGUGGAUGUUCUCGUACGGAAUGCAGAUACCUACUCUUGUUGGAGUUUGGGGUAAAUUCGACUACGACCCAGAACUGGGCACGUGCUCUAUCAUGCCAGACGAUAACAAUCGCACUUCGAAGACUGCGCUAUUCGUGAUAGCUUUCAUCGUGCCAGCACUUCUUAUAUUUAUCUGCUAUGCUAGGAUCUUCUGGGUUGUCCACAGCUCAGAACAGCGGAUGCGUGAACACCAAAGAUCCCAACACGCAAGUCCUGGCUCCUUGAACCACGGGACAGACAAGAGGUCCACGAUUAAAGACAACCGGGAGACGAAGGCAAGACGAAACGAAUGGAGGAUCACGAAGAUGGUGCUGGCCAUCUUCUUGUCGUUCUUGGUGUGCUACUUGCCCAUCACGAUCGCUAAGGUCGCAGAUAGCCAUGUACAUUAUCCCAUAUUCCACAUCGCGGGCUACCUGCUCCUAUACGCGAGUGCAUGCGUCAACCCGAUCAUCUACGUAAUAAUGAACGCGCAGUACCGAGCUGCGUACGCGGCGGCCCUGUGCUGUCCGCUUUCAAGACUGUCAGGUCUUACCAGCGAAAUGGAACGAGCGUCACGGGUACAGUUACAGCAACACACGAACGGCGCUCAGCCAAGUAUCACUGGGGGAGUCGAGAGCAGACCCUCGGGCCUCCCUCCCCCCCACCGGCCUCGGAAGGUAGAAGCCCACAUACUGAAGAAAAUGGGGCCCACCGACCCUAAAACCAUGUCUUUGAAGACAUCCAACCCUAUAAAUGAAUCUCAAAGAAAUAUGGGACCAAAAUCUAUAUCACUGCAGCACAUCACUUCUUCAGGAUCAACUCAGUCUACUCCAAAAAGUGGAUUCAGAUCAGGGUCGACACACAGUGUCGGAAAAGUCACCAGAUUUCAAUUAGAUAUAGUAGAGAAGGAAAACAGAAAGACUAAAAUGUAGCGGCUUGUCGCUCGUUAGUAAGACUAGCAUUUUAAAAGUAAUAAGAAGACUAUUUUAUACCAAAAAGUAUUUUAUAUGAAAAGCUAAAAGCUUGAGUAGAUACUAUAAGAUAUUUUUUAUAUGAGCUGAGUCAUAUUAAUGUAAUAUGAUAAUCAAAUACAUAAUGCAAUUAAGUAUUGUCUUCAUAAUUGCCCAAAGAGAUUCCAAAACACUUAAUUAUUUUCUUAUAAUACCUUUAGCCUGUGAAUACCUAAUAACCAGAAAUGACGUAGGUGUAUUGUAAAAAUAUAAAGAAAAAUAGAUCUUAUUAGUAGCCAUUGUUGACUCUGUCGAAAAAAUGUCUUUCUUUACAUAAUAUUCCAUGACUUUUUGCAUGUAAUAUGCAAAACCUACCUAAAAAAAAUGACGAUACAUCUGUAAAAUAUACUUACUUACGGUGGGCUUAAGAGAUAGCUGUGCCACCUCGCCUUGAAUUAUGUAUGGAAGAUGGCCCAGGUAUCUCCUGAGCCAUGUGUACCAAGGCUAUUUAUUAAGUGUCAAAUUUAAUAUAGGUAAGAAAAUUUUAUUGACUCAGUUUGCUUUAAAAAUCCCAAUGCACUUCUACUUACUUCCAUGAAAUUUUACAUUUAAGUUAGUUAUUGAACAGUCCGUCCUAGUAACGAGCGAUAAGUGCGCAGAUAAUUGUAAAUAUGUAGCUAUUAAAUUUAUUUAAAACAGGUGCCUUUAUUGUCAUAUUUUAGUAUUAGAUCUAAAGGUUGUAAAAAAUAUAUAAUAAUACCUAAGAGAAAUAUAAUAUUCAAAGAAAACUGCCUGUAAAUUUUAAUAUACAUAUUUGUAAAUGUACCGGCCUUUGUUUUGGCAAGUACCUGCAUUUGAUAUAUAUUAUCUAUUUAAAGAAUCGGUUUAAAGUUUUUAAACAUGCCUACUCAUAAUAUACAUUCCGGUUGUAUUUAUAAUUAGGUAAGUGUAGCUAAAGCAAAAACUAAUCGUGUAUGAAAAUAAGCAAGCAAUUUUUUCAAAUUAUGUUUAUGUAAGUAGGUACCACUUUUCUUCCAACUUACAAGGCUUUUCAAUUUACUAUUGUAAACAUUCCAUAAUUUUUAACAGAAGAAGGUUGAAACCGAAGAUAGAUUCGAGCAAUUCAAGCGCAAGAUGCACACUUGUUUCUACUCUUUUCAUUAGUGCUUUAAUUUUAUAUCCUGUCUCAUAGGUAUACUGGCCUCAAAAGGUAUCUUAAGUGUGGUAGGCACAAACCUACCCAGGUACAUAUCACCGAAAAAUCACCUAUCUUUAUGAAAAAUAAUCGUGUCAAGUGUAAUUUUGCCCUUUUCCUAACUUUCCUCGGCCGACAUUAUUGGUAGAUUUUAAUGAUGAAGUUUAAUAAGCAUAUCAAUGAAAUAGUUGUAAAAAGUGUCUAGAUAUUAAACUCUAUUCCGCCAUACAAUUUGAAGAUAGAAAAGCACCCCUUCGAUAUAUCUGCAAUACGAAGGUUGUAUAAUUUUCUACGUGGCCUCGUUGGUACGCGCGAAUCUAUUUUUGUGAGUAUGAUAAUUUUUAAAGGCCAGUAUGAGUGUUUUAUUAGGCAUUGCUAUAUAAGUCUGUGUACUCUCUCUCGAAUUUUAAGAAGCAGUAUUUUAUUUUACUAAGUAAAAUAAAAUAAAAUUUCGAAUCAUCAAAUGCCAUAAUAAAUUUAAGACUAUAAAAAUUUAUUUUAUAACAAUUAGAUAAUAUAAUAAUAAAAAAUGUUUUAAGUGUG
Amyelois transitella is the source of this 3401-nucleotide messenger RNA. RefSeq names its product G-protein coupled receptor moody (gene moody). NCBI's taxonomy places the organism in Eukaryota, Metazoa, Arthropoda, Insecta, Lepidoptera, Pyralidae. Gene Ontology annotation, cellular component: membrane. The coding region runs from base 242 to 1645 and encodes 467 amino acids. The record is from RefSeq and is a predicted model, not a curated record. Gene Ontology annotation, biological process: G protein-coupled receptor signaling pathway. Gene Ontology annotation, molecular function: G protein-coupled receptor activity. The transcript has 9 exons.